Molecule: messenger RNA, 2778 nt
Organism: Kalmanozyma brasiliensis GHG001
Lineage: Eukaryota; Fungi; Basidiomycota; Ustilaginomycetes; Ustilaginales
Exons: 1
Coding region: 1-2778 (925 amino acids)
Biological process (GO): intra-Golgi vesicle-mediated transport
Cellular component (GO): trans-Golgi network; TRAPPII protein complex
Source: RefSeq, a predicted model, not a curated record
AUGCCGUCUCUGGCAGCAGCUGAUCUGGCUGAGCUCUUCUCCAAAGGUCGUCUUUCGCUCAGGAUUCCUUCUUCCUCGCCCUCGACCCCCAGAUCGGUCGUCUUCUUCGACGAAGUGCUCAACGUGGAGGCCAUCUUGACACUACCUUCGGAUCCGCUACUACCCAUAGCCUCCUCCUCAUAUGCGCAAGGUGCUGUCUACUCACAAGCGCUGCCGCUGCCUGCUCUGCCAGUGACCGCAUCCCUCGGCCACCAGAGUAUCCCGCCGCACCUCAACGCACUCCUCGCCUGCAUCCAUGUCAACCUUCUCACCGACUACGUACCCCACCAGUCAUCAUCCUCCACACGCCUCAACAGGUCUACCAAUCCAUACGAGCCUCUCUCUAGCGUUCAUCGUCAGUUUGAAUCCCUCCAGCUUUUGCCAUCGCAUAACCCUCAUGCCGACCCAAAUCAGACACACCAUGCCUCCGUCCGUGCCUUCUCCAACGCUUGGGCUGGCAACCAGCCGCCUAAGCCCCAUCGCACAUUGAAAGAUGAGCCGAAAACCUCAACACCCACGGCGGCUGGCUCAUCGCAUCGUGCUUAUCUCACGCACGAGGCGCAGCACUGGAGCGUUCAUUGGCAUUGUCGUGUGCCCAUCAACUUUUUGGCAACGCCUUUUCAGCCCCUGCUCUCCGUCACUGCUGCGCUCACGUUGCGCCUCGACUAUGCGCUGUUGGACCACUUCAUUCCUGCACCAUCUUCCAAGGCGUUCGUUCGCUCUGGCUUCGCGCACUCGCUCCUCACUCCUCUGCACGAAGGUCCUGUGUAUCCUGACGAAUCGCCGCUUCAGAGUCAAGCCAGAGCAAAAGCCUCUUCCGCGCUCGGCCUCGACGGUCCCAAUGGUCUCGGCUCCUACCUCGCACACCUAUCCAAGGACGUCAUUGGCGGCAACAAUAGCGUCAUCACUCCUCGCUCGGGCUCAAUCGCUCUUCACGCAAUACAGAGCCGGAGAAGCGAGGCCCUAACCGGCGACGCAACACGCACCAAAUUGACGUCCCGUCCGAGCAGCAAUGGCGACCUUGCUUCUUUCGCAUCGAGGCCGGCUUCUGGUCACAAUCUGACCCCAAUUCCAUCGUCGCAGGGCACGAGCAGAUCGCAGUUGGAGGAAGAGCAGCAGCAAUCGCCAGGCCUGCAGAUCUACAAACGAAGCACCAGACAGAUCCUACCCCUCAAGACCGGGCUCAACGUGCGCAUGCGUACGCUCGUCACACAAUACGACCCCCAUGUUCACCGUCGCCCGUCAUCGCAUCAGCCCUCGGCGGAGCUCGAGAGCACCAGAUUGGUGCUCAGCGUCGAGCUCGAGAACCCCAUGGAGUCCGAGUCGAGCUUUGUCGUCAACGACAUCCAUAUCAAGAUCGAGAAGGGUGGAGCGGAUCAGCAGGAUUCGCAUCAGAUCCUCGCGAAACCAUUGCAGCCCAUGGCAAUGGUACUGCCAAUACAGUUGACGCGCGGCAGCCAGCACAACAUGCUUUUCUAUGUUUCGGCCGAAGCGGACCAUGCGCAGCACAACGGUCGUGCUGGAGCACUGGACAAUCGCGCGGCCGGUGCAAGGAACGUCACCAUCACCGUCUCUGGCCGGCCUCAGGGGGAGCAGGAGCAAUUGGCUGACUUUGAUUCGCAGUGGAACUGCGCUCUCGAUCUCGCACCGGUUUUGUCGGAUGCUGCGAAGCGGGACUACAUCGCCAAAGGGCCGUCUAUGGGCAGUUUGGAUCAGUCUGCUGCCGGCCCAGUGGCGGGCAACGCGCAGUACUCUGCAUCAUCGUUGCGAGCAGCUGCGCUCGGUGCCAAUCGAUCGACUUAUACUCAAGCAGACAUCACGCGGACGCCAAAAUCAGGUCAACUGGGAUUAGGAUUCCCUACGCCACUCCGAGAAAGCUCAGCUCGUCAUGUGUCUACCGCAACAAUUGCAGCUCCAAGCUCAGAACUGGUGCACCCGCAGACAUCAACGAGCUUCUUGGACAAGGCCAAGGCAAGAGCUACCCGCACUCGCACGGCUUCGCACUCUGCGACAAAGAGCAUCCGGCCAUGGAUGUCCACCUCGACCGGGAUCAGGGAGGCGGCUGGAGGAGGCCUUGUCGUUCUUUCGACCGUCAGUCGUGCUGGUACCAAUACCAGAGACGUGGCUGCAGAGGGAGAAGUCAAGUUCGAAUCCAGUCUAGGCGAGGACGGUGUUGCGCGGCCAUCUGUGUCGACGGGCGCGAAAACGCUGCAUCCCACAUCGAUCCUCGUGUCGACCGCAGAUGAGCGAGCGGUGCGAUUCCAAACGGGCGACACAGUCAUGGUCGAUCUCGCCAUCCUCUACAAGUCUGGCGCGUCCAUCGUCGAUGAUGAGGCGGAUGCGAUCGCAGGCGUGACCUUGUCCUGGGCGCAACCGUCGCCAUGCUUGACCAGUCACGACUUGGCAAAGGCGGGAAACAGAGAUUCAAUGGACACAACAGCAGGCCUCGUCAAGGGCAGAUUGAUGGACGCAGACUCAGCCCGUCUCAAAUCUUCCUUGCUCACUUCACAAGCCGAAACGCUCAAUGGCCUCAUCCCCGUUCAGGACCAUCUCAGCCUCCAGGCCUCAAUCCUGCCCUCUCAGAGCAGAACGAUCGCGAUGGGUCUUCGAUGCCUGUCUCCCGGAUACCAUGCUAUUCCGUCGCUGCAGAUGCAGUACCAGAGUAUGUCGGGUGGUCGCGAGACAGUCUCGCUCGAUGGUCUGGGUCAUGUGUACGUCACUCCUGCUGCUGUUUUGUGA